AUGAAAUAGUAAAUUAAAUAAGAUGAAUCUGUUCAACCUAUGAUAAUUCUAUAACCAUCUUAAUACAAGUUCAUGAUUUUUAUGGACACUUCUCUUUAAAAAGAUGUAGAUAAACUAUAUAUCAAAUAAUCUAAAUAGAUGUAUUAAAUUAUUUCUUAUUCCACAUUAGCAUUGAUAAAGAGAGAAUUGCUAAAAUAUAAUAAGUCAAGGAUUAAGUGAGAAGUCUUAGAGAAAUCCUAAAUGAUUAUUAGACAUAAUAAAAUGAAAUUGAUAGUCUUAAGUAACAAUUACAGAAUUAGAUCAAAGUUAUUUUGUCUAAAGAAUAAAUUAUUAAAAAUAUUGAAGAUACUUACAUGCAAUAAAUGGAAGAAGUAAAUGGUCACAAUUUAUUCGUAGAUUAAAAACAAUUAUGAACAACGAUAAUUUGAUUUAGUCAAAGAAUGUGAACAAUUAAAAUUAAGAAACAAAGAAUUAGAAGAAAUUAAUUUGAAAUAUCUUUCCCAAAAUGAUUAAUUACUUAAAACAAAUAAUAACUUAUAAUAAAAAGUUAGUGAAUUGGAAAUCAAACUCACUUAAGUUGAAAAGUGCAAUUUGAUAACCUCUCAUGAAUUAGAAUAAUUAAAAGAAAUUAGAGCAGGAGCAUUAUUUAUUCAAAGCGCAUAUUAAAUAUUAAAAUAAUAAUAUCAUGUUAGCAAUAUUUAUACUCUUUUGACUAAUAAAUUUAAAUCUACCAUCUUAUCAUUUUUAGAACCUAAAGAUAUAUUUUCUUUAAUGUUGACAAACAAAUAAAUGUAUUUUAUUAUCUAAAAUAAUCGAUCAUUAUUAAAUUUUAUUGUAAAUUAUAGAACUUAGGUCUUAAAUAAAGAAAUUAAAUAUUUAAAAACUGAAUCUAAGUAAUUUUAUAAUUUUAUUUAGUUAUUUUAAUGAUAUGGUUUAUCAAGUUCCUGAAGAAAUUAUUUAACUUGGAAUUGCUAAAUUUUUAGUUUUCAAAUUUAAUGUUGGAUAAUAUAUGAAUGAAAUAUUUAAUGAUGCUUUUGAAUUAAUUGAGGGUAAAUUUUAAAAUUAAUAAUAAAUUAAUUAGUAAUAAUAAUAAUAAAUAUAAAAUGACUCUGUUUAUUAGAAUGAAGAUUUACUAGGACUAGGAGAAACAGAUGAAUAAUAAUAGUAAAAAUAACAAAAUUAAACACAAAAUAAUGUAACAUAAAAUGCUUCAAAUCUCUUUACAAAAAUAAAAUCGUAUACAUAAAACACAAAUAAAAAUAUUAGCAACAGUCCUUCCUAACCAUAAUAAAGUAAACAAGCUAAAUCCUUAAGUGAUUUAUCAAUACAACUUCAAUAAGAAUAUAAAGAUAUAGAUUAAUUAAUUCUAGAAUCUUUAUAGGUUCCAUUUCUUAAAGCUUAAAUAAUAUAAACUAGAAGAGAAAUGGUUGAUCUUGUUAAAAAAAGUAUAUAAAUUAAUCAACAAUUAUUUUAAACUGGACGAAAAUGUAUCCCAACAUCCAAUUAUCAACCUAAAUUUACAAUUUAAGACUUUAUGUCCGCUUUAUAAAUGACCUUCUCUAAAUUUGUUGCUCAUGGACAUUAUCUUCAUUUAGAAUCUCAAUAAUUGUAAUAAUUAUGCAAUUACUUUUCAAAACUAAUUUUAUAAUAGCAUAAAUAAAUUUAUUAAUUAAAAUCAUAAAUAGAUGACUAUAAAGUUGAAUUAGAUUCUUAAAAAGAAAUGAAGUAUUAUAUCUAAGAUAGAGCAAAAAGAUUUGAAGAAAGAAUUAUUAAAGCUGAAGAAUAAAUCUUUACUUUGAAUAAAUUGAAUUAUGAAUAAAAAGCAAUAAUUUAGUCUUUAUAAAAAAAAGAAAAAUAUUUAGAAGAUAGUAAUAAAGAAAAAGAACAAAAAAACUAAACCUUAUUUUAGGCUGUCAAAUAAAUUAAAGUAGAAAAAGAUCAAGUUGAAACUAAAUUAAAUUAAGUCUUAAUGAACUUUAAAAAUAUGAAAAAUGCACUUGGUAAAAUAGUAUGA
This is a messenger RNA of Paramecium sonneborni, 2014 nucleotides long. Lineage: Eukaryota; Ciliophora; Oligohymenophorea; Peniculida; Parameciidae. The record is from the annotation of a GenBank genome assembly.